Messenger RNA from Salmo salar (Atlantic salmon), 2156 nucleotides. RefSeq lists its product as uncharacterized. Lineage: Eukaryota; Metazoa; Chordata; Actinopteri; Salmoniformes; Salmonidae. The record is from RefSeq and is a predicted model, not a curated record. Gene Ontology annotation, molecular function: calcium ion binding.
CCUCAUCUCCUGUGGUGGUGGAGAGGCAGGACUGGACAUCACACCGCUGGUCCGUCCUUCCCCCCCAUCUCUCCUGUCAGAGAUGGCAGUGACACAGUGUCCUCCUGGUCCCGCUGUUCUCAGGUCAGCUCUAGCCAGUCCCAUGUGUUUGAUGAACUGGAGGCCAUCGCCCCGCGGACCAGCUCCUGUCUGUCCCUAGACCACCCACUCAGCCCAGCAGACUGCAGCCCACCUGGUACAGAGAUGUCCCCAGGCCUGGCUGCUCUGACAGUGGGCUGUGACUCAGGGGACCUGGGCUCCCUGUCCCGUGUGCAGCUCCUGCUCCUGGACCGGUCGGACCCUGUGGAGCCCCACUGGCUCGCUGGUCAGGACAAGUACUCCCCAACAGAAGACAGAACAACAGACCUCACGGCGGAGCUCCGAGCCAGAAGACCUCUUAGUCCAAGACUGUACACUACAGACGUCCUGCAGCCCCUCACAGCUGGCAGCUGUGGAGACGGCAGUGUGUCUGAGAGGUGUGUCGCCACAGGCAAAGUCCAGGAACAGGGUGAGCACACAAUGUCCCACACCAAGGAUGGUUCCAGGUCACCAUCGUCAUGGAUCAGUGACUCCAGCCCAUCAGGCAUCAUAUCCGGGUCCACCAGUUCCCAAUGCGAGUCCUGCUGUGAUGGGGAGGAGUCCGAGGGAAGUGACCAAACCAGCCAGGCCCUUACCUCCUUAAAUGACAGGCACAAGGGCCCCAGCCCAGACCAGGGGGUUCCAGUGAAGGAGGAGCCUGGUUGCCCUGAUCGGGGGGAGCGAGGCUGGGCUUCCACAGUGGGCAGGAGAAGACCCGGGAGGCUGGAGCGCAGGAUGCGGGAGAAGGAGCGAAAAAGGGAGGAGAGAAAGACAAAGGUGCUAAACAUCUACUCCAGACUCCAGGACAGCGGGCCCCUUCAGCCCAGCCGCAACAGGGGCCGCUCCAAGUUUGAGGACUUCGACUUCUUGGCAAAGUAUUGCAUUUUCAGCCAGGAGAAGCUGGCAGAAUACAAAAGGGCUUUUGAAGCAGUUGACAGCGAUGCUGAUGGUUACAUCUCCUGUCUGCAAGUGCUGCUGGCACUAAAGAAGAUCAUCCCUCCAGAGCUGCUCUCUGAUGAAGAAGAGAUAUAUGUCUACAGGAUCCUGGAGAUGGUGGAUUUCAGGGUGACAGAUGGACUUACAGACCUGAGGCUCUUUGCUGUGAUUGCGAGCCUGGCGCAGAAGAUAGUCACCAUGGAUGUAUUUAUGCGUUCCCUGAUAAGCAAAAUGGACUUCCAUUCUUUGGCAUUAAAGCUAUACAAAGCAAAGCAGCUGUUCAUGUUCCUGCUGGAGGAGCAGACAGGGGGCGCUGUGGCCCAGCAGGGCUGUAUCAGCGCAGAGCAGCUCCUAGUGGAGCUCAAGGCCGGGGGCAUCCGACCAGAACAAGAGGAAGCCAUCAAACAGGAGCUCCGACACAUCAGCUCCCUGGACCUGCUGGACUUCCUGGCGUACCUGCCCCUCUUCGUCCUAAUCCACAACUCAGUCAUCGCCAACCCACUGGAUGACUCCAGCAACCUGUGAUGUCAUCGGCUACACAGGCUUGAACCCUAUCUGUCAUUAGCUACCACACACUGUGACAACAGGGUUCCCUUUCUAAAACGAUAGCUAAUGCACUUAAAGCUGUUGUUUAGAUGUGUUUUUUUUGGGGGGGGGCACAUUUCAUGUAACAAGGUCGACAUUCUGAGACAUUUCUUGAAAAGGGCUUUGGAGACACCCUUUGGAAUAUGCAUUUAUAAAUAGCCUACUGAAGGUGGACGUCUAAGCUUGAGAAUGGUGCUGUCUAUGGUACUGAAAUAUGCAGGGAUUGUCAGUUGCGGUUCAUGCUGAAUGAGUAAUGCACUGAAUAGGGACAUAACACGUUUAGACUCCAGUUAGAUAAGGGAUACACAAUUGUUGCUCAUGGGGGACCAAAUCCUAAAAUGCAUGAUGCAGGUGCUACUUCGAACUUUUGCACAAAUUAAGCAUUGAUUUAAUGCAUGAUUUAUGCCAAACCUUUGUGCGGGUUUUUAAGAUGGGGGGGUGAAUAUAAUGGUUCUCCACCGCUUUAGUAACUGAGUAAUGUGGCAUUAUGAAAAUAAAAUAAAUGAAGCAUGACCUAA